AUGUGAGGCACAAUCUGCAAAUGUGAUUGGAAACGUGACAGUGCAGGUGUGCAGACAUUUGAAGACACACCUGAAAGAAGUUACUGAAAGCACAGGUGAUGCUGAUGCGAGUCCAUGACGUCACGGGGAGAGUUUUCAUUCAGCAGUUUGACAGCGGCGUCUCUUGCGUCAUAUCUCCGCGCCCCGGCCCGCCGCAGUGGAGGACACACGGAGCAUGGGAGACCUUGGAGGAGCGUUUCUGCUGGUCGCUGCUGUCUUCUGGCUUCAUAUCAGCGAUGCUGCACUUCACUCUCUGCCCUCCUGCCACCAGCAGCUGGAGUUCAGGUGCAGCAAUGGUUUGUGCAUCUCCAAGCUGAAGGUGUGCGACGGACGCAAAAACUGUGAGGACGGAUCAGAUGAACGCCACUGCAGUCACGCGUGCUCUGCUGGUUUCUUCUCUUGUGGGCCGUCUGACGGCUGCCUGCCCGAGAACAAGCUCUGUGACGGACGGACCGAUUGCAAAGACGGACGGGAUGAGACCCAGGAGCUGUGUGGUUCAGGACAAAGAGUCCCUCAGAAGUCUCCCGCGUGUGCAGUGUCGGAGUUUCGGUGCAGAGACGGGAGCUGCAUCCCCCACAGCUGGAGGUGUGACCACUCAGCGGACUGUCCUGACGCCAGCGAUGAGGACCACUGCGAUCAGGACGAGUGUCGAGUCAAUAAUGGCGGCUGUUCUCAUUAUUGUGUGGACCUGCCGAUGGGUUUCCACUGCGACUGCCCUGAAAACAUGAGGCUGGUCGAGGACACCCACUGUGAGGAGGUCGAUGCGUGCCUGGAGAGCGACGUGUGCGACCAGCUGUGUGUCCACGUGAACGGCAGCUUCACCUGUGACUGCCUCGAGGGCUACCACAUGAAUCCAGUAACCAGAGAGUGCAACGCCAACGGAGAUGAGCCUCAGCUGGUUUUCACCGCAUCUGAAGGAAUACAGUGGAAGAGCAUUACUGGCCCUGGGAGCAAAACACUGGCCCCACAUUUACCAGGGCCGGGACCCGUGGCGGUCGUGGCCUCAAACCGCAUGCUGUACUGGGCCCAGCAAGGACAAGGCUCCAUAUACAGGAUCUCCCUGAGUGGACGGCCACAGGAAGCUGUGCUGGUACUGGAAGUUCAAGGUUCUGUCUCGGGCCUGGCAGUAGACUGGAUCCACCAGCUUCUCUACUGGACCAGUACAGAGACCGGUUCACUCGGCAUCGCCCUGCUGGACAGUUCGACUCAGCGUCAGCUCAUCACUGGGCUCGACCAACCGUCUGCAGUAGCUGUGGAUCCUCUCCGAGGGCUGCUUUUCUGGACUCAGUGUGGCAGCUCACCAAAGAUCGAGAAGGCCGGUCUGGACGGCCGGGACAGGACGACUCUGGUCUCUUCCUCAAUACGUCACCCUGUUGCCCUCUCCCUGGAUAUGCCUCGCCAGCUGCUGUACUGGUUUGACGAGGGAAUGAGAAGCAUCUCCAGAGUAAAUGUAGAAGGUCGUCACCGCAAAACAGUGGUAGAGUCUAACGGCUAUAUGGACCGGUGUUUGGGACUGGCUGUUUUUGAGGGAUUUGUGUACUGGAGUGAAGAAGUUACACACUCCAUCUGCCGAGCAAACAAACACAAUGGCAGAAACCUCCAGGUGCUGCUGUCUAACAUCACCUCACUUGGUGGUGUUUCCAUCAUCCAGGCUGUUCUUCAACCAAACGGAACAUCUGUAUGUGGACAUCUGGGGACAGUGUGUCGGCACAAGUGCGUUGUAAACCUGCGUUCUGAGCAUCCAAAGUUCAGCUGCAUUUCUCCAGAAAUGAAACAAAACCAAUCUCAAGAAAUUCCUGCCAUCACCCACACAGUUCCCACAUCAACUUUAACCGACCCUGCAUUUGCUGGAAUCCUCUCUCUUAUCAUGUUCCUCAGUGUGCUGCUGGUGGGAAUGGCUUUGUGGUGGUGGAGAGAAGAGUUCAGGCCAUCCAGGUCUCUCACUGUGCAGAGCUUCGCCUUUAAAGAGUCCCAAGACCCGCUCAUUAUUCAGGGAACAACCGUGGCUCCAAACACAUGUCUGGUCAAGGAAACUUUACUUAAGCUGGACUUGGACGGUGAAUGAAGGUGAGACAAAGACGGUCAGCUGACUGGGCUUCUCCUGUACAUGUGUCAACCCUGCAGUGACCUCGCAGCUGAGAACAACAACACGACAACCCGGCUGGUCACCCGCCACAUCCCAACUCCCUCUGCAGGCUUAAAUCACUGAACGACUUUGUGGUAAAUAUCUGAGGUCAGAGGGGGGGAAAAAAGGCCUUCAGUCAUUGCUGUUUUACCUUCAGUUUUGGUAUCAUUUCCAGCCCUGGUGGCUCUACAGCAGAUUCCUUGUUGUUCAUUCACUCAGAAAGCUGUAGGCAGCAGUAAGAACACACACGCACACAUUCUUCUUCUUUCAAUAUCAGUGCAAACGAAUAGAUGCCUUAUUUUUUUAAUCUGUGUUAUCAAGCAUUUUGCCUGUCUGAUGAAUGCUUAUUUCUCGAACACAUUGCGUGGAAAUGUGAUCCUGAGUUGAAAUUAUUGGCUGAUACACUGUAAUUAACUGACAAAAACUUUGUCCGGACCAUUUUGGUUGUCAAAACAAUAAUUUCCCAAAUGUUUCUAUGUUUCUCUUUUCUAAGACUAACUGAAUAUGUUUUGGACUGUUGAUCAGACAAAACACAUAAUUAGGAGACUUGUGUUUCUGAGAUUUUAUACCCAAAGCAGUAAUUGGGGAAAAUUCUCAUUAGUUUCAGUUCUAGUGUGGUUUUAUCUUGAUAACUUGCACCUUCUCUCUGUGUGUGUUUUGAGUGUUUGUAUCAACAUUGAAAUUCCCAAACUUUUGCCUCUGCAGUAUUUUGAAUGAUUUUUACUUGCCAGUGUCCAGCAGGAAUCUUGUGAAUAAUUUCACAUAUUUCUAAAAAAAAAAAAUACUGGUGCUAAUCUGGUUUGUAUUGGACCUUUUUACUCUCUUGGCUUGUGAAUGUGAGAACGUCAGUCAGAAAACCAGAACUACAUUGUGCUGCCUUUUGUCCAGUGAACUUGAAUCAUAUACAACAUUCAUUACAGUAUGUACUGAGAUUUAGUGUAAAGCUGGAAUCUAAUGUCUGAUACCUGAAUUUCGAACCGUAUGUGCAAGCUAAUUUUCCACAGCUGAUUAGUGCAGCAUCCAUGCUGCUCAAUUUAAAGUGGCCUAUUACUAAGAGGAAAAGGUUAAAAAAUAUAGGUACAUCCUCUUUUCUUUUUUUUUUUAAAGUCUGUGAAUGCUGAACUAGUGGUGAACUGUAGUUUUCAGUGAGUUUUUGUACUUCUGCAUUUGAUCAUUGAGCAUUUUUGGGAAAUGCUCUUAUUUACGUACACUCAGACCUUUGAGUAAAGUAAUGUCACAGCAGUUAGCAUAGCAUAAUGAAUGGGAACAAGCAGACACGGUUCAAAAGCAAUAAAAUCCACUCAGCACCUUUAAAUCUCCUUAAUUAUAGUAGCAUAUUUAAUUUGUUAAUUGUAUUUCUUUGCUGGGAGCAGGAAAUGAAGCUUCUACUUGACUUGAAGCUUCCUGACAACAAGAUUCCAUCAUAAUUCAAUGAACAAAUGAGGAGUAAUGUGUCCAUUAGCGAGCUGUUUGACCUUGUUUUUAUGCUCGGCUAAGCCUAUCCAACUUCUGGCUUUAAAUUGGCCUUCAUUUACGUGUAAGACAACGAAUAGGCUAUAUUCUCCAAAUUUCCACAUUUCUCUUAAAACAAAUGGGAAAACAAACUGGUUGAGUGGCAAUAAUAAUGUCAUGUAGUUAUAGUAAGUUGAGGGAUUUAAGAGACACGGAAGAUUUCUUUGGUGGCAGGUUUGGUGUAUUGAUGCUUCCAGCAAACUUGUGCUACGUUGAUAAUGUGGGUUUUCUUUUAUGAUGCGUCUCUGGGAGGUUUGCUUUUGCUCGAGCAUCGAUUGUGUUUGUCGCUGGUGUGAAUGUUUGAACAAUUGACAUGCUUUGUCUAAUUUCAGUCUUUUUGUUAUUUUUGUGUCUCAAAGAAAUGUAUAAAUUUGUUGGUCCUCUAAAAAUCUAUUGGCACUAUUUGAGCAAUAAUUCUGCAAAUAUGUGCUAAAACUGCUGAGUUGUGUCGCUGGUAUUUAUUUUGAAGGGUUUUUAUUUAUUUCUUGGAGCAUGGCAUCUGCUGUAGUACUGUUAAAACAUUGUUAAAUGCUGUAAAUGAAUCAAAUAAAGUAUUUUUUUUUCCUA
Messenger RNA from Amphiprion ocellaris (clown anemonefish), 4243 nucleotides. Its product is annotated as low-density lipoprotein receptor-related protein 8-like. The record is from RefSeq and is a predicted model, not a curated record. The coding region runs from base 215 to 2104 and encodes 629 amino acids. Lineage: Eukaryota; Metazoa; Chordata; Actinopteri; Pomacentridae. Gene Ontology annotation, molecular function: protein binding; calcium ion binding. The transcript has 14 exons.